UGGAAGAGGUGCGACUGACACAGACAUGGGCCAGACAUCAAAUGUCAAGGGUAAUGUUGAUCAAAUCAGUACAUCACCAGCAGUCAAAUCACCCGGAAGCAGAACCAAGGGUUGGGAAUUUCUUGACAACUUAGAUUUUGAAUCUAUUAGUGGGUCAAUUAUUCCAACUAUUUCGAACGUACCUAGGCAUCUACAAGCUUUCUUCAGGGAAUGUUGUGCUAUGUCUCUAGUGAAACUUUCAGAAAACAGCAGUGACCUGUCAGCGUGGAAACUAUUUCUUCUAACACCUAGGUUUCUAUUGCAACCAGUGACUCGUGGUGGCAAAUGUGGCAAGAAAGAACAUGAAAGCCGAUAUAAAAAGUUCAGAGAAUUGAGGUUUGACGAACUUUAUCACUCAUCAGUGCCUCGUCCUGACGAACGUCAAAAUAAGUUUGAAUGCCCUGAUUCUGAUAGUGUUAUUUCAUCUAGCUUGAUCAGAUCAGUCCGGUCAAAAGUGAGAAAUGGAGAAAUUUCCAGAGCAGGCAAUCUCUUAACAAGUUCAGGUUUGGCAACUACAUCCCUUGAGACUUUUCAGCGUCUGCAAGAAAAACAUCCACAACGCAAAAAUCUUAUCUCUGAAGAACUAAAGCACCACAAACCCACCUGCUCUCCAGUCCAAGUAUCUCUUUCUUUGUUCAUUUCAGUUCUCAAAAAUUGUCCGAAUGGAUCUAGUUGCGGUUUCAAUGGCUGGAGAUUUGAACAUCUAAAAUUAUUGUUAGAUUCUGACUACACCACGUCUCAUUUGCAUUCUUUGUGCAAUAGCUAUUUAUCAGGUUCUGUACCAGAUUUUGUGGCCACUACUCUAGCUGGCGCAAAGUUGAUUGCUUUGCAGAAAAACGUGAAUGAUGUCCGACCAAUUGCGGUUGGUGAUUCUUUUCGACGACUGACGGCCAAACUUGCAUGUCAUCAACUCAAGAAGAAGAUUUCGACUUUCCUUGCCCCUCAUCAAUAUGGAGUUUCAACGCCGGGUGGAGCUGAGCUAAUGACACAUCUCAUUCAGGCAUCUCUGGAGGAGCAUCCGGAGUGGAUUGUUAUUAAAACUGAUGCAAAAAAUGCUUUCAAUACUGUUGAUCGGUCUGCCUUUUUGUCUGAAGUUGCUUCAACUUUUCCGGAACUGUAUCCAUUUGUGGCGCAAUGUUAUAUUCCUCCAGCUAAACUCACUGUUCGAGUGGGCUGUAAAACACAAUUUAUACUGUCCGAGGAAGGUGUACAACAAGGCGAUCCUCUAGGACCCCUAUUGUUUGCCCUAGCUCUUCAACCAAUACUGAUCAAUGCAGCUAAAGAUCACGAGUCAGUUCUUACGCCUAGCUAUCUCGAUGACAGCAUGAUUCUAGGGCCAAAAGAGGAAGUGAUCAAUUGUUACAACAAUUUGAAAGUUCAACUAUCUAAAAUUGGAUUAGAAUUGAGAGAGGAUAAAUGUGAAGCUUUCUCACCAAUCGGUAUCCAUGACUGGCCUCUGAACAUUCCUGUACAAAAGAACGGCUUUGUUGUCUUAGGAACUCCUAUUGGAUCCCUGUCUUUUGUUAAAGAUCGGUGCAUGAAGCAAGUCAACACUGCCAAAACCUUCCUAUCAAAACUUCCUUAUAUUGACGAUACACAAUCCGCAAUGCUAAUCCUUCGUUACUGUGGAAUUCCAAAGAUUUCACACUUACUUCGAUGUGUUCCUCCAACGGUUACUGCUGAGGCUACGAGAGAGUUUGACGUAGCAAUCAUAAAUACUUUUGAGGCCAUCAUCGGCUGUAAGCUAUCUGAGCAACAAAGGGUACAACUCUCCUUUCGAUUCAGUCAAGGUGGAUUCGGUUUAUCUCAAAUGAGUGUUACUGCUCCAUGUGCUUUCUUGGGAGCUUGGGCGAGCACUCUACACCAGCUUCCUUUGAGAGUGCCCUCUUUAGCCUCUUUCUGUGAUACAGUCAUUACUCCAGCUAGGAUUUGUGAUGAUAGGGCUCCUUCAGUCUAUUCAAUCGCCGACCACCUGAUCGAUUCACUUCAGGAAAUAAAACUUUUUCACACUGAUAGACAAUCUUUGAUCUCUUCAUUGGCAGACUUGCCUAAUCAACCCUUCAAACUACAAUCCAGAUUGUACUCUCGCCACCUUGACACUCAAUUUCAGACCUUCCUGAAAGGCUGUUCAUCUGAAUAUGAUAAGGCAAGAGUCAUUAGCUGCGGUGGGCCUAUUGCUGGGAGCUGGCUGGACGUUAUACCAAAUACGCAGGAAUUCACUAUGAGUAACAUGGAUUUCCGUGUUGCUUCUUUGUUGCGACUUGGUGCUCCUCUGCCAGAAUUGCAAGCGUUAGACAACUGCAUUCCUCAAUGUAAACAACCUCUUGACAGUAGUGGCUACCACAUACUAACGUGUAAAUGGGGAGGGGGAAUCAUUCGACGCCAUGAUCACAUUGCAGAUUGUUUAUACAAAAUGCUUACCUCUGUUGGAUAUCGAUGCAGAAAGGAGUUGCCAGAUCAAUUCGAUGGAAAACAAAGACCAGAUGUUGCUGUCUAUGACUAUAAAGAUGGAAAAAAACUUCUACUUGACGUUACCAUUGCUCAUCCUGCAGCUAGGAAGUACAUCUCUAAAAGUCAUUCAGUAGCAGGCUUUGCUGCUACAGAGAGAGAAAAGCAAAAGAACACAAAGUAUCUUUCUAAAUCUAGAGAGUUGGGGUAUCUUUUCAAACCGUUUUGCAAUGGAAGUAUUUGGCCGAUGGAGUGA
Molecule: messenger RNA, 2743 nt
Organism: Corticium candelabrum
Lineage: Eukaryota; Metazoa; Porifera; Homoscleromorpha; Homosclerophorida; Plakinidae
Exons: 1
Coding region: 26-2743 (905 amino acids)
Source: RefSeq, a predicted model, not a curated record